UAGCUUAUGCAGUAAGGAGAAACCGAUACCAUGAUCCCUGCAAAUCUGUUUACAGCACAGAGUGAAGUUCUGCUAUUGGUAUGAAGGUCUGGAAAGAAAUAUACAUACAGCAAGAGCAAGUGACAUAAUGUUAAUCUCUUGAUCGAGGCAGGCAGAAUCACACAACUAAGAGACAAGGGGUGAGUGGGAGGGCUGAUGUGUCUCCUCACUUAGUGGGAGAAAACCCGACUGGAAGUAAAGUUUAUGAGCAAAUUUGGAAUCUUGGAAAAGUCAAACUUUAAAGGACAGUCAAGCAGACAUGAUAUGUAAGUUCCUCUCUCCCAGCUAAGGCGAUCAAAGGUUUUUGAAAGCAAACACAAAGUCAAGAGAUGAACAAGAAGUACUCCUUUGAAAAAGGGAAUGUGAAAGCUAUCAGAGAAAGGCGAAUAAUGAAACACACGUAGGACGCUAUGGAUAUUUUAUCUCUACAUGGACUACCCUGAGGACACACGUAUGCUCUCAGUCAUGGAGAACGGGGAGGAUGUGAUUGGGAGCUCCAACCUUAUGGUGGUCUCCGAUGAGAAGACGUUCGAACUCUGCCGUCAGAAAGACUGCUGCGAACGGUUGGUGAUCAAUGUCUCAGGGCUGAGGUUUGAGACUCAGAUAAGGACACUCAGCAGGUUCCCCGAAACCUUGUUAGGAGACCCAAGGAAACGAAUGCGCUUCUUCGAUCCACUGAGGAAUGAGUACUUCUUUGACCGGAACCGGCCAUGUUUCGACUCAAUACUGUACUUUUACCAAUCAGGCGGUCGACUUCGUCGGCCUGCUAACAUACCCCUAGAUGUUUUUAUGGAGGAGCUGAUGUUUUACCAGCUUGGAGAUGAUGUGAUCAGGAAAUUUAGAGAAGAUGAGGGGUUUCAAAAAGAGGAGGAGAGACUUCUUCCUGAAUGUGAGUUCAUGAAGCAAGUAUGGCUCCUCUUUGAACACCCGGACAGUUCUUCUGCCGCACGUAUCGUCGCAAUUAUCUCUGUCAUGGUCAUUCUCAUCUCCAUAGUCAUCUUCUGCUUAGAAACGCUACCAGAAUUCCGGGAUGAAAGGGAUCUAUCCUUACCGGUACAACCCCAUCACAAGUCUAACAGCACAGUUGCAUUUAAAGAGAAGAGUCCGUUUGAGGAUCCUUUCUUCAUUGUGGAGACAAUCUGUAUCUGCUGGUUCUCCUUUGAGCUCUCGGUGCGUUUCAUCGCAUGCCCCAGCAAAGCUGCCUUCUUCAAGGAUAUCAUGAAUAUGAUCGACUUUGUGGCAAUCAUACCAUACUUUGUUGCUCUGGGCACAGAACUGGCUCGCCACAGAGGUGUGGGCCAGCCAGCUAUGUCACUGGCCAUCCUCAGGGUCAUCCGGUUGGUCAGAGUCUUUCGUAUCUUCAAGCUCUCCCGACACUCCAAGGGAUUACAGAUCUUAGGACAAACACUGAAAGCCAGUAUGAGGGAACUAGGACUUCUCAUAUUCUUUCUGUUUAUUGGAGUUAUCCUCUUCUCCAGCGCUGUGUAUUUUGCAGAGGCUGAUCAUCCAGAAACAAAGUUUACCAGUAUCCCCGAGGCAUUCUGGUGGGCUGUGGUGACAAUGACUACAGUAGGCUAUGGAGACAUGUCUCCGGAGACAGUAGGCGGUAAACUGGUGGGCUCUCUCUGCGCCAUUGCAGGUGUGCUAACCAUCUCUCUUCCUGUGCCUGUCAUUGUAUCCAACUUUAGUUAUUUCUAUCACCGAGAGACAGAGUGCUCAGAUAUCGGGCAGUUCAAUCACAUUGGCUCAUGUCCGAAUGGUCCACCACAUACUCCAAAGUCCAAAGGGAAGGAUAAAAGUCCAGUGCUGGACAAAUUUAAGAACUUAUACAGUAAUUCCAAGGCUGAAUUCCUAGAUGGACUUUGCCCUGUAGAUGAUAAGCUUGUGAAUACUGGACAGUCGCAUAUCAUAACACAAGUGUGACUUGUUCCCAUCUAACAUCACUUGGUCAUCCUUUGGAGUCUUAAAUUAAGAACUGUACUGUACAUGAAGAGCCAAUGACUUAUUUUUGUUGUGUUGUCCAAUAACAUUGGAAAGAUAUGCAUAGUGCUAUGCUAAACCAUUAACUAAUACUCUGCUUUCUUAUGUCCCACAAACAUUGGAAAUAUAUGAAUAGUUUAUCAGCAAUAAUAAGGCAAGCCUCACAAUGGCUUCCAAAGAUGGUGAUGAGUAAGUUCCAUCAUUGGUGGAUGCAAAAUUAGGGGUAAUGAGAGAUGCCUCAUGUGAGUAGAUGAGAGGAACAAACAUUAUGAGGAAGUUACGCUGAUGACCUUUGGACCAGGAGUUGGACAAUACUCCUGGCCAGUUGGAGGCUCUUCAAGAAGGUGAUUCUUUUAUACCAGUGAGAGGUUCCCACCAAUGUCCUAGAGAGAUCAGCUGUCCAUCACACAACGAUGAAACAUUAGGCCUGCACUAUUAUAUUACAGUAGUGAGAGUAGACUCAAAUGACAGCAAAUGACUAUAUACACAAAUAUGACAGCAAAUAUAAUCCAGGUUAGGAAUACAGAAGGAAGGACGUCUGCUCGUUCCCCAAAGAGGACAUGACAGAGUUGUACGUUAACUUUGGUAUUAAACUUCUACAGUAGAAAUUAUUUUUUUAUAUUAUAAUGUCAUCCUUUAAGACUAGAAAUUAUGGUUUUCACUUAUAAUGGAACCAGAAUGAUUACGUUCAGGAACUACUGUAUAGCUGUUUCCUCCAUUUAACAGUCUUGGGGUUUACAAAAUACCCGUCAACAGGUUUCUUUUAUUUAUUUUAUUUGUGAGCUGUGUCUCCGGUGAGCAGUGCAACACCUAUUCAUUUGUGAUGAAGAAAAUAGUUGCCGUACCCUUUUUCACGCAACCCCAAAUGAGAUACCACCUGAUUAACACGCACUUUACAUUUUCCCGGGUCAGUGUUCGCGUAAGGAAGAUAUUUGUGUACUUUUCUCAGCAAUUGCGCAAUGUACGUACGAUACGAGAUUUCUACUAUUCCUCUUCCAACUGAAUACAAACUUUGCUCAAAUGUUCUUAAGUUUGCAGAAUGUCAUUUUAUAACAUGAUGAUAAUGCAGUUCAGGUUUCUUCACUGGAAAUUAUUCUUUAACCCAUCCCUUCAGAUCUCACAAUAAAAGUCUUAAAUCAUAAAAUAAGCCUUCAAGUCUUUAAGAGGAUCCUUCUCAAGAGAACAUAAUAAUGUUUUCUGAUUUGAAGGGGACAUAAUGAUGUGCACGUGUAAUUUAUGCUACAUGGUGAUGAUCUGUGGCUGAACAAUGAUCUCUGAUCUAUCAAUCCAACACCGGCAUGAUCAUCCACUCAUAGGUGUAUUGUAGGAACACACGCUCUGAUGUCAAGCUAAGAGGGAUUGCAUAGACAUAGCGGGUCAUGAUGCAAUAAGGCCGUGUGGAGGAUUUAAGAGACAAUUACGAUGGACUGAAAUGAUAUACUAUAUACAAGACUGGAUUUCUGAUUUAUUAAAGCUUGGAGAGAGAUAAAGGGGUCUUAUUCAUAAAGCAGUGAAAAGAGUGGAGAAAAGGAACAGUGGAGUAGUUGCCUAUGGCAACCAAUCAGCUUUGUAGGAAGCCUUUAUCAAGUACAUUCUAUAAGAUGUAAGGGAGAUGCUGAUUGGUUGCCAUGAGCAACUUCUCCACUGACCUGUUUCUACACUCUUUUCACUACUUCAUGAAUAGACCCCAUAGUACCAACCAAAAAGCUCCUGUAAUUUUCAAACUUUGGGGCAGAUGUAUUAACCUGGAGAAGGCAUAAGGAAGUGAUAAA
This is a messenger RNA of Pseudophryne corroboree (corroboree frog), 3791 nucleotides long. RefSeq names its product potassium voltage-gated channel subfamily A member 7 (gene KCNA7). Gene Ontology annotation, biological process: protein homooligomerization; potassium ion transmembrane transport. Gene Ontology annotation, molecular function: delayed rectifier potassium channel activity; protein binding. The record is from RefSeq and is a predicted model, not a curated record. Bases 469 to 1962 code for a protein of 497 amino acids. NCBI's taxonomy places the organism in Eukaryota, Metazoa, Chordata, Amphibia, Anura, Myobatrachidae. The transcript has 2 exons. Gene Ontology annotation, cellular component: voltage-gated potassium channel complex; membrane.